Penicillium digitatum Pd1 is the source of this 600-nucleotide messenger RNA. The record is from RefSeq and is a predicted model, not a curated record. Lineage: Eukaryota; Fungi; Ascomycota; Eurotiomycetes; Eurotiales; Aspergillaceae.
AUGGAGGGCAUUGCCAUAGUUCCCCCGCAAGGCUGCGGCGAAUCCAAGCACAUUGCCGAGCGCAUCUGCCUUGAAGCCUCGCAGAGAUCUCGUGUCCCCACGUCAGUGUAUCCCGUCGGCCAGAUCGCCGGAGCGACCAGCGCGCGCGGACACUGGAAUCCGCAGGACUGGCUACCGACGAUGAUUGCGACAUCGAAAGUGAUGGGUAAAACGCUUAACCGACUGGGCUCAGCCGAGGUCGAUUGGGUGUCAGUAGAGCUCACACGAGGCAUGGUGGGUCGUGUUUUAUCUCACGAAUCCCGAACGAGUACUAUGGCAGUCAUUGAUACUCGCAAUCAAAGCCAGAAUGCGGUCGAGCCAACUCCAAUGUCUGCGUGGAUUGACGAUCCGGAAAGUACAUCCAACCCUGGCAGUGCGGAAAUUGCUUCAAAGCCCGCGCUUCAGCCGCUAGGUUUCUACCGUGGGCUACCAGACAAGGGUAGUGCCCUGUGUGUGGCGCUGGAUGUCCGACGGGCGAGGGAGGCAAGUGUCAGCAUAAGAGCCCUAGACCCGGUCUCUUCCUCGCUGAUGCGAAAUUGGCUGCAGCACUGGCAAUUUUGA